This is a messenger RNA of Zymoseptoria tritici IPO323, 987 nucleotides long. Its product is annotated as ESC/E(Z) complex protein. Lineage: Eukaryota; Fungi; Ascomycota; Dothideomycetes; Mycosphaerellales; Mycosphaerellaceae. The transcript has a single exon. The record is from RefSeq and is a predicted model, not a curated record. Gene Ontology annotation, biological process: chromatin remodeling. Gene Ontology annotation, molecular function: protein binding; histone methyltransferase activity. The annotation marks the transcript as partial.
AUGCGAUUCCAUUGUCCAUACCACGGUGAACUUGUCGAGCAUUCACCCAGCGAUGACGAACUUCCAGAAGAGGAUGAGGCCAUUGUGCAGACCGACAUCAUCCACCCGCCACGGAUCAACCAUCGUUCGCGCGUGACGUUCCCACCCAGCGUCGAUGAAGGUGACCCCAACGUGCCCAUCAAGGACCGUCGAGCAGCAUCCACCUGGCUAGCCACGACCGCCAGCCUCAACACCACUCCCGAGACCCGCGGACCUUUUUACCCCUGCCACCACCCUGGCGAAUCCUGCGUCAGCGCAAAAUGUUCCUGCUGGCGAGCGAAAAUCACCUGCGAGAAAAUCUGCAGUUGCGCACCAAGUUGCCCACGCAAAUUCCAAGGCUGCUCCUGUUCCAACGACCGAGCCCGCGCAAACGGAGGGACCUCGAAAAAGAACCAAAAGUACGUCUGCUUCGAAGACGCCCGCUGCGCAUGUUUUCAAUCCGGUCGAGAAUGCGACCCUGACCUCUGCGGCGAGUGCGGCGUCUGCGACAUCCUCGACCCCGUCCACCGCCACGACGACCGCAUCCUCCAAGCCCGCUGCCGCAACGCGAGCAUCCAGCGCGGCGUCCCCAAACACACCAUUCUCGGCGACAGCGGCGUACACGGCCUAGGACUCUACGCAUGCGAAGACAUCCGCGCGCACGAAUACGUCGGAGAAUACAAAGGCGAAAUCAUCACCAAGGAAGAAGCCGACCGCAGAGGAUCCGUCUACGAACAUCAGAAAUUGAGCUACCUCUUCUCCCUCAACCAGAAACAGGAAAUCGACAGCACGUAUUUCGGCACGAAGAUCCGCUUCAUCAACCACGCUGGGGAUGGCAAGGGAAAUAACUUGUAUCCGAGGAUCAUCAUGGUCAACACGGUGUAUCGCAUCGCGCUGUACGCAUCGAGGAAUAUCCGCGCGGGAGAGGAGUUAUUUUUCGAUUAUGGGCCUAUGUUUCCGGAUGAGCAA